CUUUAUAUAAAGGCAUACAGCAGCAUGCAAUCUCUUGCCUCAUUAUAGUCACAGAAUUUCAAAGAGUUUUAGUGUCCAUAUUAUGUGUAGCUUGGAAAUAUUAUAUCAUCAAAAACUUUGUUUGAUUGCUUUUACUUGUUUUUUAUGACACACACCAACCAAGCCGCUGCAGACGCGGUAAUUCCGGCGUGAACGGAGAACAGGGGCGGAUUAAUCCAAGCAGCCAACAGGUCACAGGGGUGCUUGCUGUAUAGAAAUGGCCGGUGUGCCGAAAAAUAGUCCACAACAAUGUAAUACAGCAGCACUAGGAGCAAAAAGAGUCACAGAGCAAAAAAGGCGUCAGAUGGAUGAAGAUAGAAGAUGCCGUCUGGAUGAAGACUUCUGUCGGCUUGGAUGAAGACUUCUGCCACUUCGUUGAGGACUUCUGCCGGCUUCGUUGAGGAUGGAUGUCGGAUCUUCAAAAACUGGGAGUCGUGUUUGGCUUGUGGAUAAAGGUAAUUUGCUUCCUGGAACGGUCACUUCCUGCACCGAUGGCGAAGUUCUAUUUAACAGUGACUAUGGACAGGCUUUCACAUAUCCCAGGUUGUCUCUCUCACGGGACGCUGUCCUUCCCAUGCAUCAGAGCAGCAGAGAUGGAGUGGAAGAUAUGUCACUGCUGUCGGAUCUUCAUGAAGCGGCCAUAAUGCUGAACCUGUGUCUGCGUUUCCAGCAGGACAAGAUAUACACCAACAUUGGUUCUAUUCUGGCCUCUGUUAACCCCUACAAGCCCAUUGCAGGUCUGUAUGAUGAGGAGACUAUAGACCUGUACAGCCGCCAUCACUUGGGAGAGCUGCCCCCUCACAUAUUUGCCAUUGCAAAUGAAUGUUAUCGCUGCCUAUGGAAGAGGCAUGAUAGUCAGUGUGUACUCAUCAGUGGAGAGAGUGGGGCUGGAAAGACGGAGAGUACCAAGCUGCUGCUGAAAUUCCUGUCCUCUAUGAGUCAGAGUUCAUUGGGAGGUGGAGGGAAACAGACACAUGUGGAGGAGGCUAUCAUGGGGAGCAGUCCAAUACUUGAAGCUUUUGGAAAUGCCAAGACUGUGUAUAACAACAACUCCAGUCGCUUUGGGAAAUUCAUCCAACUUCACUUCUCGCAGCAGGGACACAUACAGGGAGGCAGAGUGGUGGACUAUUUGCUGGAGAAGACUCGGGUAACUCGCCAGAGCCCAGGAGAGAGGAAUUAUCACAUAUUCUAUGCCCUCCUUGCUGGGACCAGUGAUGAAGAACGAGAUACUCUCUUGCUCUCAGAUCCCCAUACGUACAAGUAUCUCAGUACCUCUGGGUGUGUAACAACUGAAGGACUAAAUGACCAGGAUAUGUAUGAGAAAGUUAUGACAGCAAUGCAGGUUAUGGAUUUCAGUGGUGAAGAGAUUCGGGAGGUGUGGAAGCUCCUGUCUGGGAUCCUGCAGCUAGGAAACCUUGAGUUCAUGACCGCAGGUGGUGCUCAGAUUACAACCAAAGCAGUUCUUGGAAAUGCAGCUGACUUACUUGGAUUGGAUUCAUUCCAACUUUCUGAGGUUCUUACCCAAAGGUCCAUGAUUUUACGGGGAGAAGAAAUCAGUUCCCCUCUCACUGUGGAGCAGGCUACGGACUCCCGGGAUUCCCUGUCCAUGGCUCUAUAUGCCCAGUGCUUCUCAUGGCUCAUUGGGAAAAUUAAUGGUCGUAUCCGGGGGAAAGAAAACUUCAAGUCUAUAGGAAUUUUAGACAUAUUUGGCUUUGAGAAUUUCCAGGUCAAUAGGUUCGAGCAGUUUAACAUUAACUACGCCAAUGAAAAGCUGCAGGAAUACUUCAACAAGCACAUAUUUUCCUUGGAACAGCUGGAAUACAACAGGGAAGGAAUCCAUUGGGAAGCCAUUGGUUGGAUGGACAAUGCAGAGUGCUUGGAUCUAGUAGAGAAGAAAUUAGGACUGUUGGCUUUAAUCAAUGAAGAAAGCCGUUUUCCUAAAGGCACCGACUUCACCCUUCUAGAAAAGCUCCAUAACCAACACGCGAAUAACCCACAUUAUGUAAAGCCUCGAGUGACUGAGCAUCAGUUUGGAAUUAAACACUAUGCGGGAGAGGUCACAUAUGAUGUGCAAGGAUUUCUGGAGAAGAACAGAGACACAUUCCGCGUUGACAUCCUAAACAUGUUAUGGGACAGCAGAAUUGAUUUUAUCUACGAUUUGUUUGAAAAAGUCUCCAGCAGAAGUGGUGAGGAGACACUGAAAAUGGGAACCCAGAAGAAAAAACCAACAGUCAGCUCACAGUUUAGGGAAUCUCUUCAUUCCCUUAUGGCCAUGCUCAGUACUUCUAAUCCCUUCUUCAUCCGUUGCAUAAAACCGAACACUGAAAAACUCUCAAAUACAUUUAACCCAGAUGUAGUUCUGAACCAGCUGCGCUACUCAGGAAUGCUGGAGACUGUAAAGAUUCGGAGAGCUGGAUAUCCAGUGCGCAGACAGUACCAGGAUUUUGUAAGCAGGUACAAGAUGCUUUUUAAGAAGAUCCAAUUAGCAGGUGACGUGCGCAGCACAUGCGCCUCUUUCCUCCAGUCCUACUGUGGCCCCACAAAGGAAUGGCAGCUGGGUAAAACCAAGGUCUUCCUGAAAGAAGUUCUGGAGCAGAGACUGGAAAAGAGUCGUGAGGAAGAGCUGAGAAGAGCAGCAUUGCUGAUCAGAGCUCAUAUACAGGGAUAUAUAACCAGGAAACAUUAUAAACAAGUGCGGCUCGGUGCGAUCACUAUUCAGAAGAAUUACCGGGCACAUUUCUGGCGUGCUGCCUUCCUGCGCCUCCGCAAAUCUGCUCUCCAGUUCCAGAAGCACUGGCGGGGAAGAACUGCCAGACGUAUAUAUCAGCAGAUGCUGGAGGAAGAGCGGAAACGUCGGGAAGAUGAAGAGCGAAAAAGAAGAGAGGAAGAGGAGAGGAAAAGGCAGGAAUUGGAGGAGCAGAGAAGGAUAGAGGAAGAACGAAAAAGAAGAGAAGAUGAAGAGAGAAGAGAACAGGAGAGAUUGGAAGCUGAGUUACGUGCUGCCCAGGAAGAACAAGAAAAGGCAAAGAACGUAGAAAACAUCUUGCUUCAGGAGGAAGAAAGACGCCAGAUGGAGGAGAUUCUUCGACUGGAAAGGGAAAUUGAGAAGCUUCAUCAGCAGCAAAAACUGGAUGGCAUCUCUAUUUCUUGCACUGACACACGCAAUGAAGUAACUCGCCAGAGAGAGCAACAAAUUCAUAAACUGGAGAAGGAGGCAUCUCGCGUGGCUCAGGAAUUCCUAGAGCUGCUGGACUUUGGAAAUUUGGAUGACAGCAACCAGAGUUUGGAGAAUGGAAUUGACAGAACUUUAAAUGUAGAGGGCAGUCUGGUGGCUCCAUUAGCUGAGGAGGAGGAUGAAGGAUUUCAUGCAGAUGAUGAAGUGUUACCUCCUCCACCCCCUAUGCUUUUGGAGGAUGAUGAUGAUGAAAUGGGAAACACUGAGAGCAUCUCAGAAGAUGAUCUGUAUGCAAAAAUCCCAUCUAACCUACCUGCUGAUCAAAAUAGCCAUGGUGAUAACCCAGUUUUUACUUUGGACCAUGAGUCUGUUCAGGAUGGUUAUAGUGCUUUUUCUGAUAAAUCUGAAAGCAUUUAUCAGUGUGUCUCGGAUACACUGAGCAACAGUGAUGAGCUCCAGGAACCAAUUUACAACUACCCUCCUGAUGUGGAAUCUGAUUAUGACCAUGAGGAAUUUGAUGAGGCUCCACCUGGUUCCACUGAUGCUAGGAACUCAAGUGAUGGUCACUUGACGGACGAGGAAACCUUACGGAUUUCCAAACCUGGCAGCUUUGGAUCUCUUUCUGGAAGUUUGGAUUCAUUUUUGGAUAGUGAUGAAGAAGCAGAUAGCCACAUUGAUACAGAUGAAGAAUUUACUACUGGGCGCAUAACAUUAUUUAAUAGAGGAGGCCCACCUUAUUUCCACAGUUACCUCUACAUGAAAGCUGGAGGUCUGAUGAACCUCUGGAGAAGGCGUUGGUGUGUGUUGAAGGAUGAGACCUUCAUGUGGUUUCGUACCAAGCAGGAAGCUUUGAAGUCUGGUUGGUUGUACAAAAAGGGUGGUGGAAUGUCCACACUUUCCCGGCGCAACUGGAAACGGCGCUGGUUCGUAUUGCGAGAGUCAAAGCUCAUGUACUUUGAGAAUGACAGUGAAGAGAGGCUGAGAGGGACUAUCAAUGUCAGGACAGCCAAGGCGAUUAUAGAUAUACACGAGAAGGAAAAUGCCCUAGAUAUAGUUACUGAAGAAAGAACCUACCACAUUGUGGCAGAGACUCCAGAGGAGGCAAGCGGUUGGUUCAAUGUCCUCAGCAGAGUUCACAGCGCAACAUCCCAACAGCUGCGUGAUAUGAGGGAUGAACAGGCUAACCCAAAGAAUGCUGUGGGAACGCUGGAUGUAGGGCUCAUUGACUCCGUGUGUGCUUCUGAUUGUCCUGACAGGCCAAAUUCCUUUGUGAUAAUUACGGCCAAUCGUGUGAUUCACUGCAACACGGACAUAGCAGAGGAAAUGCACCACUGGAUCUCUCUAUUGCAGAAACCUCGAGGGGAGGCCAAGGUUGAUGGACAGGAGUUCCUAGUGAGAGGUUGGCUUCAUAAAGAGGUUCAAAGCAGCACUAAGAUGGCUUCUUUGAAGCUGAAGAGGCGAUGGUUCGUAUUGACUCGCAAUGCUCUGGAUUAUUACAAAUCAUCUGAACGUGUGGCUGCCAAGCUUGGCACACUUGUUCUCAACAGUCUCUGCUCUGUGGUACAGCCGGAUGAGAAAACCCAUGCAGAAACAGGUUACUGGAACAUUGUGGUCUAUGGCCGAAAACAUUCAUAUAGACUCUAUACUAAACUGCUAAAUGAAGCUAUGAGGUGGGCCAAUGCAAUCCAAGGUGUAAUUGAUAGCAAGGCUCCAAUUCAGACUCCCACACAGCAGUUAAUCCGGGAUAUCAAGGAAAAUAGUCUGAACAGUGAAGCUGUUGAGCAGACCUACAAAAGAAACCCCAUCCUGAGAUAUACCCAGCAUGCUCUGCAUUCACCCCUACUGCCCUUACCUUAUGGAGACGUCAACCUCAAUUUACAAAAGGAGAAGGGUUAUACAACUCUGCAAGAUGAGGCUGUGCGGAUCUUUAACUCUCUUCAGGAGAUUGAGACUGUUCCUGACCCUGUUCCUAUAAUCCAGGGCAUCCUGCAGACCUGUCAAGAUCUGAAGCCGCUGCGUGAUGAGGUGUACUGUCAACUCAUCAAACAGACAAAUAAUGUCCCCCAACCGAACAGUGCUGGCAACCUGCGUCACUGGCAACUUCUUGCCUGUAUGAGUUGCACCUUCUUGCCUGGAAGGGAGAUUUUGCGAUAUCUCAAGUUCCAUCUCAAACGGGUAAGAGACUGUUUCCCUGGAUCUGAGAUUGAGCAGUUUGCACACUUUAUUGCUGAUGCGCUGAAGAAAACUAAAAGCAGAGAACUAGUUCCGUCACAAGAGGAGAUCUCUGCUCUGCUCACACGCAGCAAUAUGACUACAACUGUAUACUGCCAUGGAGGGGGAUCCUGCCAGAUUAGCAUCAACUCUCACACCACAGCUGGAGAGGUGGUGGAAAAACUCAUUCGUGGUCUCUCUAUGGAUGACAGUCGCAACAUGUUCGCCCUUUUCGAACACAAUAAGCAAACAGACAAAGCAGUGGAGAGCCGUGUGAUUGUGGCUGAUGUCCUAGCAAAGUUUGAGAGACUUGGUGGUACAGAGGAUGAAGAUGAUGAUUCUGCUCAAUGGAACCUGUAUUUUAAACUCUAUUGUUUCCUAGAUGUGCAGAGCGUUUCUAGGGAUGGUGUUGAGUUUGCUUUCAUGUUUGAGCAGGCUCAUGAAACUCUCACAAGUGGUCACUUUCCAGCACCAGAAGAGACAUUACAGCACUUGGCUGCUUUGCGGCUACAGUAUUUGCAUGGAGACUUCUCUAAAGUCUUAUGGUCUUUAGAGAUGGUGUAUCCUGUACAGAGGUUGAAAACAAAAAUCCUUCAGGCCACUAAAAGCAGCAGUACAUCUGGACAAACGCUCGAGAGGAGGCGCACUAGCUUUCUGGAGGGUACCCUAAAAAGGGGCUUUAAGGUGGGGUCAAUGAAAAAACAGAAAAUGGAGGAAGAGCAGAUGCUGGAGAUGUGGGUGAAAGAGGAACUCUCUGCUGCACGCACCAGCAUCGCUGAGAAAUGGAGCCGACUGCAGGGGAUGUCCCAGCACCAAGCAAUGGUCACGUACAUGGCUGUUGUCAGUGAGUGGCCUGGAUACGGAUCUACACUCUUUGAUGUGGAGUAUAAAGAAGGAGGUUUCCCCAAUGACUUAUGGCUUGGAGUAAGCGCAGAGAAUGUUUCUGUGUACAAAAGAGGAGAUCCGAAGCCACUGGAAACAUUUCAGUAUGAGCACAUUAUUUUCUUUGGAGCGCCUCAACCCAACACAUUCAAAAUCACAGUAGAUGAUCGGGAAAUGUUCUUCGAAACAACUGAGGUGGGAGAAAUCACAAAGAUCAUGAGGGCAUACAUUAACAUGAUUGUAAAGAAGCGCUGCAGUGUUAAGUCCGUUGUCAGUCAAGACAGUCACUUCAGUACCAUGACCAGGUGACCAGGAACUAUCUGUAAGAAAACAUUGGAGCUGCAUCCUGCUUUUUCAUCACCCAACGAACAAAAUGUUUUUAAAUGACUGUUGCCUGGAUCUCAUACACCGUGACCGAACAGAAGGAAACAUUAAAAAAUGUUUACAUCACAAAAUUAGAAUUAAUUUAUCCAUACAACAGUUUUGGAUCCAUACUAUAAAACAGGGUUGUUGUUUUUGUUUUUCUCCAAACCAGGAAGAUAAAUUGUUGAGGAACAAAUCCUAUUUUUUAUUUACAGCCUCUGGAAACUGUUUUUUUGUAGCUAUACAUGUGUAAACCACACGGAAAAAUAAAAUAUUGCUGCUGCGCAUUUAGGCAACAUGCGAAGGAAAUACAGCAGACUUUAUGGUGCAGAGACACAAGCUGUGCAGCACAUAGGCUGCUUUAAAAGGUACUUUUUAGUAGCACUAUGGAACAGCCAUGGCACGUAUUUAUUUCAUGGGCACGUGGCUUUUAUUCUUGGUGUCUUCCUGCUGAAGUGGUUACAUUAUUUAACUAAGACUUUGGUCUCUAAUCUUAUUACUUCGUCUCAGGGCUUUUAAAGUUUGCCGGAAAUCCAUUUCACGACUACUUUUGCAUGAUAAAUAUUUAUUGGAGACAUUGUGUGUCUAAGGCCUCUGUAUCCCUGUCUCAGCUGUAUUAUGUUGAUCAUGGUAUUCUGAAGUCUCACUUUGUUUUUUUUUUCUAGCUGAAUUUACCAGAUAAUUGUAUUCUGUUCCAUUUGCACUCUUUAAGUAGCCUGUCCAAUGCAAAUUGUCACCUUCAUUCUGUUUGUUUUAUGUAUUAAGCAAAAGUAUUAUCAUUUCAGUUAUGCAUACAGUUAUAUAUACCACUAAUUAUGUUUUUGUAUCUCUUGUAUAAAGCACACAGAGCUGUCACUUUCUAAUUUAGGUUAAAACACAGAAGUCCCUCCAUGACACUGCAGUUCUGCAUUCUUAUACUAAUCCUUCAUAUGGAAACUUUUUGACACAAUCUGAUAUUCUAGAACAAGACGUUUAAUGCAAAUGGGGCGUGUACAACAAGUUUAAUAUAUUUUCAUCUAAAAUGCUAAAUAGACAUUUCUCUCAUAAGUCUUAUAGUCACAGUCCAUUAUAGGCCCUUCACAGUGCUACCUGUAUUUGUCAUUGGCUAAUCAUUUUUGGAAGUUAUUAUUUUUUUUUGUAUUCAAACUAUAAUGCCUACAUUGGGUAGCAUUAUAUUUUUUCCUUCAAUUCUACAAAGCCCUUAAAGGGAUAGAAAGGUCAAAACUAAAAUGUGCACUGGUUCAUUUAAAUAUAAAAUAGAAGCAUUUUUUAAUAUACUUCCAUUAGCAAUAAUGCUUCUAGUAAAAAAUGCUACUGUUUUUCUGGGCAUAUGCACAUAUCCUGUGAGGUCCCGUGCACCAGUAUGCAAACACCUCGCCUUUUCAGAGAUUCAAUGGUGACUUGUAUGACACACAUUAUGUCUUCACAGAAGCAAUACACACUAUAUUCAGCUCUCUGAGCUUGAAUACUGGUUCACAGGCCCUCACAGGAUAAGUGUUUAUGCCGCAGAAAAACUAAUAACUUUAAAUAGAAGUAUAUUGCAAAAAUGCUUUGAUUUCAAAUUUAAAUACAUUUAUGAACAUUUUAAUUUUGGCAUAUUAGUAUGGGUGUUACAAUAUUGUUAUGCUGUAACACAAACUUGUGCUUUGCUGGAGGAGUUUGUAGCUACAAUGUUCUAUAUUAGAAAUUUUCCCAGCAUUCUGAAUGGGGUUGAAUUGCAUUGAUCACUCUUAAGACAAUCGAUGUAUUUACAAUGAUCUCCAUCAUGGAAAUCACCACUCUCUUCCUGAGAGUAUUACAUUAUUCUCACCAGCAACCUCUGCUACUGUACACGUAUAUGCCUCUAGGCAAGCAUAUGCAUUAAUGCCUGCCUGUAGCCUUAAUGCCCCUUCAUCAUAGCAGCCAUACCCAUCAUAGAAGUCCUGUGCAUAGUGUUAGAUCCUUGUCUACCUCUGUAGCCCUUAUUCAUGCUUAUACUGUGCUCCUGGGCUGCUGCAGGCAGUGGGCUCUCAGGACUGAAUGUAUUAUUGCUUUUAUUUUAAUUUUAUGCUAGUUGUUGGUAUUGACUGUUACUGUAUUUACAGUAUAUUGCUAAUAAAUUAUUGAAUUACAACA
Bombina bombina (fire-bellied toad) is the source of this 8785-nucleotide messenger RNA. Its product is annotated as unconventional myosin-X-like. Lineage: Eukaryota; Metazoa; Chordata; Amphibia; Anura; Bombinatoridae. The record is from RefSeq and is a predicted model, not a curated record. Gene Ontology annotation, cellular component: myosin complex; cytoskeleton. Gene Ontology annotation, molecular function: ATP binding; protein binding; cytoskeletal motor activity. Gene Ontology annotation, biological process: signal transduction.